Molecule: messenger RNA, 3056 nt
Organism: Geodia barretti
Lineage: Eukaryota; Metazoa; Porifera; Demospongiae; Tetractinellida; Geodiidae
Source: the annotation of a GenBank genome assembly
CCCUCUCUUUUUUACCGAGUGAGAGUAUCUAUAGCAUAGUGGUUUGAGGUUUGCCUGUUGUAUUGUGUUGUAGAUUGGAACCCCUACCAGCUGAGUUGCCCUGACAGCUCAGCUUAGUUGGUACACGGUAGAGCGCUCGUGGAACCGAUGCCUUCCCAAUCUGCGCAUGCGCGCGUGCACACGCUGUGCUCGCUUAGUGCAUGCUGUGUGUUGUUUUGUCGCUUUCUCAGACCCAGCGUCAGUCAUGGCCAGCGCAGCAGCUGCUCUUCUCGACGAACUUAUGGGAAGGUGCAGGAAUGUGAUUCCAGGAAAAGAGGUCCAAGAGAUGAAUUGGGAUGACUCCGAGGUGUGUAAGAACUACCUCUGUGGGUUUUGUCCUUGCGAUCUCUUUACGAACACCAGAGCAGACAUUGGGACUUGUGACAAGAUCCAUGACGAAAAGCUUCGCCAGAAGUAUCAGGAAAGUGGCAGAGUUAUGAAAACGGGUUAUGAGGUGCAGUUUCUUUCGGAAUUGGACAAAUUGGUUCGUUCUCUUGAUCGCCGUGUGGCUCAUGGUAAGGAAAGACUUCACAAGAGUGCAGAAGCCAAGCAGAAGCAAAUGGCAGGUUUCCAUGAAGAAGGUGGGAGCGAAAAGCUGCGUCAAAUGAACUUGGAAAUCAACUCUCGGGUGAUGAAGCUGGAAGAGCUCGGUCGAUGUGGAGAGGUCGAGGGAGCUCAGGUCCUUCUUAAAGAAGUUGAGGCUCUGGAGAAGGAUCGUGAGAAAGAGAGGGCAGGGCUAAUGCGAGAUAGCAGCAAGACCCUUGCAGGAUUUGAGGUGGAUGCCAAUGACUUCCACGAAAAAAUGGAGUUGUGUGAUGUUUGUGGAUCGUUUCUGGUGAUUGGUGAUUCACAGUCCCGAGUUGACGCCCACCUCCUUGGUAAACAGCACUUGGGCUAUGCUCGCAUCCGAGCUGCCAUCUCUGAACUGAAGACGAAACUCAACAAAAUGCGAAUUACAGAGAUGGAUAAUCGUGAACAAACUGAUGUGAUUGCACGGAGAGUUUCUGAGGAACAGAGACGACGAUCGAGCAGCAGAGAGAGGAGAAGGAGGUCUAGAAGCCGGAGCAGAAAUCGGUACCGCAAGUCUCGUAGCCGUAGCCGAGACCGGCACAGGUCUCACAGCAGAGGCAGGCAAUCCUUUCGCAGCAGACGCAGGAGUCAGAGGGACAGCUCUCGUAGCAGAGAUAGGCGAUUACACAGCCAGGAUAAGAAGAGGUCACCCAGCAAGGAGAGGAGGAGGUCACCCAGCAAGGAGAGGAAAAGGUCACGCAGCAAGGAGAGGAGGAGGUCACCCAGCAAGGAGAGGAAAAGGUCACGCAGCAAGGAGAGGAGGAGGUCACCCAGCAAGGAGAGGAAAAGGUCACGCAGCAAGGAGAGGAGGAGGUCACCCAGCAAGGAGAGGGAAAGGUCACACAGCAAGGAGAGGAAAAGGUCACCCAGCAAGGAGAGGAAAAGGUCACGCAGCAAGGAGAGGAGGAGGAGGAGGUCACCCGGCAAGGAGAGGAGGAGGUCCCGCAGCAGGGAAAGGAUGUCAUGCAGCAAGGAGAAGAAGAAAAGAUCACGAACUAUGAUGAAACUGCGUGCAAGUCAAGAGCGGUUUGUACCGCGUCACACUCGGAUGAGUGAGCAAACUCUGCUGCGGCUCAAAUCGUUUCUGAGAAAGUCUCGUCGGCUCUUUGUGGUGACCGGAGCUGGGGUUUCCACGGAGUCCGGGAUCCAAGACUACCGCUCUGACGAGGUUUGGAUGAUUACAAGUGUGAGAAGAGUUUUUCACUCUGGUGUGUUGCACCAAGCAGCCAUGGACUUACGUUCACUAAUUGGUUGUCUGGAAGCAGUAGUUCCUUCAUCUCGUGCUGAGAGUUGGGACAAUACUGGGCUACUGGUCGAACCAUCUGGGAACCCUUCCGUUUCUCAUGUCCUCCUCACCAUAGACCUCACUGGGCAAGUUUUGGAGGAGGCCCUGGGAGUUAAGGCUGGGCUAAUCGUGGCCUAUCAUCCUCCCAUAUUCCAUUCUCUCAAGAGGUUAACCCAGGGAUCUGCGAAGGAGAGAAUCAUUGUCCGUGCUCUAGAGAGUCGUGUGGCAGUAUACUCUCCCCAUACUGCCCUGGACUGUAUGAAAGGUGGGGUCAACGACUGGUUGCUGGCUGGCCUAGGGCAGGGAAAGGUGGAAACCCUUUCAGUGUGCUCAGUUGCCCCGUCUCCCAACAGUACGCUCUCCAUCUCGGAUGUAGACAAGGCCACAGUUGAUAGUGUAACCAGUGCUCUCCCAGGUCUACCACUUACCUGCAGCCCAACUUAUUGCAGAGAUCCUCAGCUAUAUGACCUCCAGCUCCUUUGUUCAAAGGAGGAGGUUUCAUCCUUCCUAAUGACCUUGAACACUCUAGUCCCAAAUCAUAAAAUGUCACUCCGAACCAGACCACUGAUUCCAGUGACAGGAGGAGGAAGGAAGCUUAGCUUAAACCAGCCAGUGUCUAUCUCGGAGCUGGUCUUCCGUGUGAAGACCCACCUCUCCAUUUCCCACAUGAGACUCGCCAAGCCGCCAUGCUGGAAGGAGGAGAAGAGGGUGACAACUGUGGCAGUUUGUGCUGGCUCUGGGGGUAGCGUUCUUGCUGGAACAGAAGCAGACGUCUACCUCACAGGCAAUGCAUUUGUGUUGUUGAUGCAACUCCCUCGAAGUGCUGUGAAUGUGCAGGGGAGAUGAGUCAUCAUGAUAUUCUGGCUGCUACAUCACGUGGGACAGUUGUGAUUCUGUGUGAGCACAGCAACACGGAGCGAGGCUUCCUCAACCACUACCGCUUACUUCUCGAAACCAAAACCGGACCUGAUGUUACAAUUUCUCUAGCCCAGUCUGACUAUGAGCCUCUUGUAGUUGCAUAAGUGAUAGUGUGUUUAUUGCUGGGCACUUUUGCAUGCAUCCACCACCUUUAUUGAUGGGUUUGUUUACUGAAAUAAUAUAUGAAAAGACACCACACCUUAAAUUUUACGAAGUCCACCAGUGUGUAUAUAAUUUUGACACU